Messenger RNA from Oncorhynchus nerka (sockeye salmon), 1080 nucleotides. Its product is annotated as serine/arginine repetitive matrix protein 1-like. The transcript has a single exon. The record is from RefSeq and is a predicted model, not a curated record. NCBI's taxonomy places the organism in Eukaryota, Metazoa, Chordata, Actinopteri, Salmoniformes, Salmonidae. Bases 1 to 1080 code for a protein of 359 amino acids.
AUGAAAAAUGGAUCGAUUAUUGCUAGAAGACCUGGUGACGUCGACCGCCGAGCACCGCCCGAACAAGGAGAGGCAUCGACAGUACCCCCCCCCGACGCGUGGCUCCAGCACCGCCCGAACAAGGAGAGGCAUCGACAGUACCCCCCCCGCGUGGCUCCAGCACCGCCCGAACAAGGAGAGGCAUUGACAGUACCCCCGACGCGUGGCUCCAGCACCGCCCGAACAAGGAGAGGCGUCGACAGUACCCCCCGACGCGUGGCUCCAGCACCGCCCGAACAAGGAGAGGCGCGACAGUACCCCCCCCGACGCGUGGCUCCAGCACCGCCCGAACAAGGAGAGGCAUCGACAGUACCCCCCGACGCGUGGCUCCAGCACCGCCCGAACAAGGAGAGGCAUCGACAGUACCCCCCGACGCGUGGCUCCAGCACCGCCCGAACAAGGAGAGGCAUCGACAGUACCCCCCCGACGCGUGGCUCCAGCACCGCCCGAACAAGGAGGCAUCGACAGUACCCCCCGACGCGUGGCUCCAGCACCGCCCAAACAAGGAGAGGCAUCGACAGUACCCCCGACGCGUGGCUCCAGCACCGCCCGAACAAGGAGAGGCAUCGACAGUACCCCCCCCCGACGCGUGGCUCCAGCACCGCCCGAACAAGGAGAGGCAUCGACAGUACCCCCCGACGCGUGGCUCCAGCACCGCCUGAACAAGGAGAGGCAUCGACAGUACCCCCCGACGCGUGGCUCCAGCACCGCCCGGACAAGGAGAGGCAUCGACAGUACCCCCCGACGCGUGGCUCCAGCACCGCCAGUACCCCCGACGCGUGGCUCCAGCACCGCCCGAACAAGGAGAGGCAUCGACAGUACCCCCCCGACGCGUGGCUCCAGCACCGCCUGAACAAGGAGAGGCAUCGACAGUACCCCCCGACGCGUGGCUCCAGCACCGCCCGAACAAGGAGAGGCAUCGACAGGGCUGGCUCAGCACCGCCCGAACAAGGAGAGGCAUCGACAGUACCCCCCCGACGCGUGGCUCCAGCACCGCCCGAACAAGGAGAGGCAUCGACAGUACCCCACCCCCCAAGUUAA